This is a messenger RNA of Cryptococcus wingfieldii CBS 7118, 1485 nucleotides long. RefSeq names its product ribosome assembly protein RRB1. Gene Ontology annotation, molecular function: protein binding. The transcript has 3 exons. The record is from RefSeq and is a predicted model, not a curated record. The coding region runs from base 1 to 1485 and encodes 494 amino acids. NCBI's taxonomy places the organism in Eukaryota, Fungi, Basidiomycota, Tremellomycetes, Tremellales, Cryptococcaceae.
AUGGGCAAGCGAACGUCAGAAGCAGCCGACCUCCCCCAGGCCAAGUCUGCCGCCACCGGGCAGCAGACAGCCAGGAAGGCAGAGACCGUCGAGGAGGGCAUGGGCGAGUUCGAGGACAGAUGGGAAGACGAGAUUGAAAGCGAGGAGGAAGUCAUUGACGCCGAGGCUGAAGACAAUGAGGAGUUCACUCCCGCUCAGGAAGACACUGAGCCUGCGCCUGCUCCCCUCCAGACAUACCUCCCGGGCACUGCUAUGGCGGAGAACGAGCAGCUUGUUGCCGACAACUCUGUCUAUCCCUGUCUCCAUUCCCUCUCCUACUCUUGGCCCUGUCUCUCCUUCGACGUCCUGCGCGACAACCUUGGUUCCGAAAGAGCUACUUUCCCCCACACAGCUUACAUUGUCACCGGAACCCAGGCUGGCGAAGUUCCUGGGCAAGGAGGCAAGGCCAAGGACGAGGUUGUCAUUAUGCGCCUCGGCAAUCUGGCCAAGACUCAGCACGACGACGACGAGGAUGAUGAUGAAGAGGAGGAAGACGACGAUGCGAACGACGAGGAGGCCACUUUGGAUUUCCUUACCAUCCCUCACGUCGGCAGCGUGAAUCGUAUCCGUGCCGCCCCUCCCCCUUCCAACUCUACGCCCACCGACCCGUACCACGUCGCCACCUUCUCCGAGACUGGUAAAGUCCACAUCUUUGACGUCCGCCCCUACCUCGACUCUCUUUCCGGCCCUUCGAAACCCAAGCAGAAGCUGCCGGUGCACACCAUCACCAACCACGGCAGGAGCGAGGGUUUCGCUGUGGAAUGGGGACAGACCGGUCUGUUGACUGGUGACAUUGACCGCAAGAUCUUCCUCACGACCCUCACCCCUACCGGCUUCACCACUUCCCCCCAACCCUACCUGUCCCACACCUCGUCUGUUGAAGAUCUGCAAUGGUCUCCCUCAGAACCUACCGUCUUUGCGUCUGCUUCUGCGGACCGGUCAGUAAGGGUCUGGGAUGUUCGAGCCAAGGGCAGGAAGAGUGUGGUCAGUGUAGACAAUGCGCACCCCGAUGAUGUGAAUGUUAUCAGUUGGAAUAAGGGUGUCGACUACUUGAUGGUGUCUGGUGGUGACGAGGGUGGCUUGAAGGUCUGGGAUUUGAGAAUGUUUAGCAACGCUCCUACCCCCGUCGCCUCAUUUAACUGGCACACCGCCCCCAUAACCUCCGUCGAAUGGCACCCCACCGACACUUCCGUCUUUGCCGCCUCUGGUUCCGACGACCAGCUCACGCUUUGGGACUUGUCUGUCGAGCCUGAUGAGGAUGAAGCUCCUAUUGUGCAGCCUGCUGUGGGUGGUGGUGAGGGCUUGACGACGGUACCGCCGCAGUUGCUGUUUGUGCACCAAGGGCAGAAGGAUGUCAAGGAGGUACACUGGCAUCCUCAGAUCCCGGGGAUGGUCAUCAGCACGGCGUCGGAUUCUUUCAACGUCUUCAAGACAAUCUCUUGUUAG